Messenger RNA from Didymosphaeria variabile, 2589 nucleotides. It is a transcript of the gene CDC24, whose product is annotated as Guanine nucleotide exchange factor for Cdc42p. Lineage: Eukaryota; Fungi; Ascomycota; Dothideomycetes; Pleosporales; Didymosphaeriaceae. The record is from RefSeq and is a predicted model, not a curated record. Gene Ontology annotation, biological process: septin ring organization; establishment of cell polarity. Gene Ontology annotation, cellular component: division septum; mating projection tip; cytoplasm. The transcript is spliced from 3 exons. Gene Ontology annotation, molecular function: guanyl-nucleotide exchange factor activity; protein binding. Bases 1 to 2589 code for a protein of 862 amino acids.
AUGACCGAGAGCACCACGAAGAAAUUUGAGAAAAUGGCAGCCUACAAGUUUCUGCAAGCCUGCAUUGGGGAGCUCAAGUUUGCGCCCGAGGAAUGCUUUAUGAUCGGAGACUUGUACGGCGACGACACAACUGGAUUUGUGAAGGUAAUACAUACUGCAUGGGCAACAUCGCAGCUGCUGACGAGAGUACAGGUUGUCAAAGUGGUAAACCGGGUCUUAGACAUUUUAGUGCAGAUGGGCAUCAUCCAAAACACCGAAGCUGUGGACGGAGUGAUCGAUCCUACCAGGAAGAAAACUCGGCGUGAACACAUCAUCAACGAGCUGGUAUCAUCAGAGCGCACAUACGUGCAACACUUGGAGAUGCUGCAAAUGUUCAAGCGGCUGGUGGAAGAGAAGGGCUCGGUGACCGGCGACGCCAUCCACGACAUUUUCCUCAACUUGAAUGCGCUUCUCGACUUCCAACGACGAUUCCUCAUUCGUGUAGAACAGACCAAUGCCCAGCCUCCCCACGAGCAGAAUUGGGGACACCUCUUUGUGCUGUACAAAGACGCCUUCAAAGUAUACGAGCCCUACGUCGCGAACCAGAAGAGAAGCGAAGAAGUGGCUGUGCGAGAUUACGAGAAGCUCGUCGAGACUGGUGGCUCUUCAGAAAUGCAGCAAAUGGUGCAAACCAAAGCCACAUUACCUUCGUUCCUAAUAAAACCCUUCCAACGGUUAACCAAAUACCCGCUUUUACUGAAGGACCUGCGCUCGAAUGGUGAACUCGAGGAGCAUCUCAGAGAAGACAUCGCCAACGGUAUUGAGGCGACGGAAUCAGUGCUCGAGCGCAUCAAUGCGGCAAUUGCCCGCGAAGAUCGACAGGAGGCUGUCGAAGAGCUGAAGACACUAGUCGAAGACUGGAAAGGCCACCGUAUUGAAGGAUUCGGCGACCUUCUGCUCUAUGGUCAAUACACAGUCCUCAAAGGAGAUGGCAUGAAUGGGAAGCAAGAUGAGCGAGAGUACAAGAUAUACCUAUUCGAGAUGAUUCUGCUGUGUUGCAAGGAGCUCAGUGCCAACAAAGCCAAGAAGAUGAACAAAGCAUUGACCACCAAAACCGGUAAACCAAGGUUGCAACUCAAAGGUCGCAUCUUCAUGCAGAAUGUAACGGAGACAAUUUCGCUUCAGAAACCCGGAUCAUACACGUGCCAAAUCUUCUGGAAGGGCGACCCAGGCAUCGAAAACUUCAUAAUCCGAUUCAACACAGAGGACAAUAUGAAAAAAUGGGCCACGCAAGUCGAUACUCAGCGGCGUGUUUGGAAAGACCACGCGCGGUCCAGCGCCAGCACAACGCACUCGAAGCCCUCGGAUACACAGUUUACGUACAUGCACGAUCAGAAUCUCGUAAACCCGUACGCUGAGGAGGAGGAAGACGACGAUGAGGACAUAGAUACAGUUGUUCCUGGCUAUCCACCAACCAGCUCAAGCGCGUCAAUACGCUCGCGAUCGACCACAGGAGAAAGUGCAAACGAUGACAGGGUACCACCUCCACGUUUCCCCAUGGGCUACGCCCAAGCCCCGCUAACUCUUCGAACCCAGCAGCUUGCAGGUUCUGCCAACCAAGACGGCUCAUACUUCUCCCCCGUAGAAACUCCCAUGUCCACAUAUUCAAGCGCGCGGACGAGCUCUUCGUCAGCUGGCACGUUUCCUUUUCCCCGCCAGACACCUCCCUCAGGCUAUCACGAGGAGAACAACCGCUAUACUGCACCUGCCCGAGGUCAUAUGACUCGCGAAACCUCUAUGGGGCCUGGUCUGCCUCCAGGACGUGCAGUCUCACGUCCGUCACUGCCACCCACAUCUAUUUCAUCAGCUAGCAUGGCAGCGGGUCGACUGCGGGCGGCUAGUAGCCCGGAUAUCCACAAUGCUUUGAGACCUGGACGACGUACAGAUGGUCAGCAGCCAUCUGUACCUGAGAUGCCUCCAUUCCCUACGCAUUACGCCUACAACGCAGCCAUCGUGAACCGCAGCCAGAGCAAUUCGCCCAACGGUCUCCCUCCACGAGCCGCCACAGGCUCGCCCGCUAUACAGAGAGAUCGCCUUGUGCAACAGCGGACAGCCGCAGAGCUCGCUGGAGCACACCCUGACUACUAUGGCGGGCCUCUCCGCAGAGACCCCGGCGUAACACGGACUAUGACGCCUCACUCGUCAUUCGAACGCAGUCAAGGUACUUUGACACCAGCAUCGAUGGACUCGCGCACUAUGUCACCUCCUCUAUCGCAAGCAUCAACUUUGAAUGAAAGCCACUCGGGCAUACCCACGCAGCUCAAGGUGAAGGUGCACUGCCCCGCGGCCGGAAGCUCGAUGACGCUUGUAGUCAGCACGAACAUCAGCUUUCAGAGCCUGAAAGACCGGAUUGAUGCGAAGUUGCAGCGGUCGACUAGCGUGUCGCUUGGUUCGGGCCAGGUGAAGCUCAAGUAUUUGGAUGACGAUACAUUUGUGACGAUUUCGACGGAUGACGAUUUGCAAGAAGCAUUUGAGACGUGGAAAGAGCAGCAGAGAGACUUGAAUCCUGGUGGCCAGCAGUUGGGUGAGAUUGAGCUCUUCUGUCAAUGA